Messenger RNA from Tarenaya hassleriana, 2611 nucleotides. RefSeq names its product pentatricopeptide repeat-containing protein At5g44230. Gene Ontology annotation, molecular function: protein binding; zinc ion binding; RNA binding. NCBI's taxonomy places the organism in Eukaryota, Viridiplantae, Streptophyta, Magnoliopsida, Brassicales, Cleomaceae. Gene Ontology annotation, biological process: RNA modification. The transcript has a single exon. The coding region runs from base 81 to 2111 and encodes 676 amino acids. The record is from RefSeq and is a predicted model, not a curated record.
GCAACAGAGGGGGAGUGAUCGGGUAUGACUGAGUGCAGGGCGGAUUCAUCAAAAAUGGCAUCGCCGGCGCUAAGUGUUCGAUGUGGAUAAUAUGUGGAAGCCAUUUUCCAUUGUUUCCGGCGAGUUCCAGGAUGUCGCCGGCUGUUAUGAUACCUCUUUCUCGUAGAUUCUCUACAGUUGCAUGCCCGGUAAGCUUCCUUCCUCGCCAAAAGUUUCAACCGAGACCGGCCAACUUUUGCGAUCCUUUCUCCGAGAUAAAUAACCAAAGCAAACUUCUUGAAUCAUCGCUCAUCUCUACGCUUGAUGAAUGCAUCGGAAUCGGUCAAGUCAAGCAAGUCCACGGCCAUGUUUUUCGCAAAGGUCUCGAUCAAAGCUGCUACGUUCUCUCGAAGCUCGUUCGCACGCUUACCAAGCUUGGCGUGCCCAUGGAUCGGUACCCUCUCCGCAUCAUUGAGCCUGUCCAGUACAGGAACCCGUUUCUCUGGACUGCAGUGAUUCGUGGGUAUGCAGUGCAAGGUUCGCUUGCUGUAGCCGUGUCCAUGUAUGGCCGUAUGAGGGAAGAAGGAAUCAGACCUGUUUCUUUCACCUUCUCGGCGCUUUUGAAAGCUUGCGGUUUGGUUAACGACGUGAAUUUGGGUCAGCAGUUUCACGCGCAGUCAAUUAUUCUUGGUCAGUUUGCUUCCGACUUGUACGUGGGCAACACCAUGAUAGAUAUGUACGUGAGAUGCGGAUGUCUAGAUUGCGCGCGUAAGGUGUUCGACGAAAUGCCGGAACGAGACUUGAUCUCGUGGACCGAGCUCAUUGUUGCGUACGCGAGAGCUGGGGAUAUGGUGUCUGCCGAUGAACUAUUCGAGGGCUUGGUUGCGAAGGACAUGGUUGCUUGGACCGCAAUGGUGACAGGAUUUGCGCAGAAUGCUAGACCCUGGAAAGCUCUAGAAUAUUUCAGGAAAAUGCAGGAUUCAGGAAUUGGAAUCGAUGAAGUCACUCUCGUUGGCGUAAUCUCGGCCUGUGCGCAGCUAGGAGCAACCAAGUACGGCGAUUGGGUCCGUGACAUUGCUCGGAAAUCUGGGUUUGAUCCAAGUCACGAUGUCGUUGUUGGGUCUGCUUUGAUCGACAUGUACUCAAAAUGCGGCAAAGUAGACGAUGCUCUAAAGGUUUUUGAGUCGAUGAACGCAAAGAAUGUCUUCUCAUACAGUUCUAUGAUCAUGGGGUUCGCUAUGCAUGGCCGUGCUCAGGCUGCAAUAGAUUUAUUCCAUCACAUGGUAACAAAGACCACGAUAAAGCCAAACGAUGUAACAUUCAUUGGCGUGCUCACGGCCUGCAGUCACACGGGACUUGUGGAACAGGGACGUCAGAUAUUUGUUUCUAUGCGUGAAACCUUGGGUAUUGAGCCCACUGCUAAUCUGUCUACAUGUAUGGUUGAUCUUCUUGGCCGUGCAGGACGGCUAGACGAAGCACUUGAGCUGAUCAAAUCCAUGUCGAUCGAGCAACACGGUGUUGUAUGGGGAGCACUGCUCGGGGCCUGCAAGAUCCACAACAAUCCAGAUGUUGCCGAUAUCGCUGCUCAACAUCUGUUUGAACUCGAACCUGAUGCAAUUGGGAACUAUAUCUUGCUCUCUAAUGUGUACGCAUCGGCUGGGGAUUGGGAUGGUGUUAUGCGAGUGAGGAAGCUGAUCAGGGAAAAGGGUCUGAAGAAGAACCCGGCAUCUAGCUGGGUGGAAGACAAUAAAGGUCAGAUGCACGAGUUUUUUGCAAGCAACUUGACCCAUCCAAUGUACAAUGAGAUUAAAGAGACACUCGAGAAACUCCUGGAGAGGUUGAAAGCAAUUGGGUACCGGCCGGAUUUAAGUUCUGUACCGUAUGAUGUGAACGAUGACGAAAAGAUGCGUAUACUCGAAAUGCACAGCGAGAAGAUGGCUUUGGCGUUCUCAUUGCAGACAACUGGCGGUGAUUCAUCAAUAAGGAUCAUGAAGAACCUGAGGAUAUGUGAAGAUUGUCACUUGUUUAUGCGUUUGGCAUCAGAGGUUACAGGGAGGGAAAUUACAGUGAGGGACAAAAUGAGGUUCCACCAUUUCCGGAGUGGAGCUUGUUCUUGUGGUGAUUUUUGGUGAGAACAGAGUCUGGAUGUUUUUGACAUGGGAGACAUGAAUGAAAGGGCCAUCUCGGUGGAAUUACUUGGGGAAAAAGAAAAGGGCACGGGCAAAUCCGAGAGCUUCUAUCGAUAUUCCGGUGAUUUGGAGGCGAGAGAGCUUAUUUAACCGGAAGGAGUUUUGUCGGUGACUCGGACAUCCGGCUGGUCCACUGUCCUGUUUCUUACCGCAGUGGACUGUCAAGAUAGGAUGUGACGCAGUUUCUUCAUUCAUACAUGGAAGACUCAACCUCGAGUUGAAACGACUUCGUUUUAUAAGAAUAGAAAACGAACCUGAAAUUUGUCAAUGGUGAUCUGGGCCUGUUAGUGGGCCUAUGAGCGGGAGAUUUAAGCCCAAUUAUAAUCUCUAAGCCCAACCACAGUAGACGUGUCUUCCUUCUGCUUUGGGGCCAACAUUUGUACGUGGCGAGCCCACGUGUCUAAUAUUCUCUCCAUAUUGCUUUUGCUAUUGUUGCGUUUUUA